AUGGAAUCCAUUACUGUUGCAGUCCGAAUUCGACCUCCUAAAUUCUCAGAAAUGGUCGGAUCCGACAAACAACGCCUAGUUACCUCAAAGAAGGAUUCGGAUCUUGUUGAAGUGAAAAGAGCCACCACCUCGCUCACCGGUUGUAAGCGAACCACUAAGGAUAAAUUUAAAUUUGAUUAUGUCUAUGAAGGAAACACUCCACAAACACAAAUCUAUGAAGAUUUAGGAAAGGUUAUUGUUGAGAAUGCUGUGUGCGGAGUGAAUUGUUGUUUAUUUGCAUAUGGACAAACAUCCAGUGGAAAAACACAUACCAUGUUAGGUCAAGAUUUAUUCUCCACCAUUGAAACUUGCAAAAACAAAUACGAUGCACUGAAACCACUCAUCUUUGAUUGUUUCAAACCAUUGUUCUUUAUUCUACCCUAUGACGUUAUCUAUUCCAUUUAUGAAAUGACUGGUAUGGACAUUUCAAAUCAUGGAAUCGUUCCAAGAGUGGUUAAGGAAUUAUUUUCUGCUAUUCGAAAAUACCACUACUAUUCCGUGACUUGUUCCUUUGUAGAAAUUUAUAAUGAGAAAAUUACAAACCUAUUGGAAAAGAAGGGUUCAAAAAAGAAGUAUGGAACAUUAUAUGGAGGAAUGUAUACAAUACAUAAUUGGGAGGAAGCAAGAGAGUUAGUAACUAUUGGUUUGUCGAACCGUGCUACAAGAGCUACAGUAAUGAAUGAUGUUUCAUCUCGAUCCCAUGCUGUUUUCACUAUUAAUGUCAAAUUUCAACCAGACACCUCAUCAGCUAGUUCAAUUAGUGCAACAAUUAAUCUCGUCGAUUUGGCAGGUUCAGAACAAACAGGAAAAAUUGCUACAUCGUUGGAAGAACGAAAGGAAGGUACUUCUAUUAAUAAGAGUUUGCUGCAUUUAGGAAGAGUCAUCAACAAGUUGGCAGACCUCUCGGAGCGUGUUUCCAAAAUGACAGACAAGAAGGACAUUGAAGAAACCAUCAAGUCGUAUCACAUCCCUUACCGAGACUCGGUAUUGACGAGUAUGUUGCAGGGAACUUUGGGAGGAACGGCAAAAACUAUAAUGAUUGCAACAGCUUCUCCAACUGAAAAGAAUUGUCCAGAAACGUUAUCCACACUUCGAUAUGCAAGUCGGGCAAAGAUUAUCAAAUCAUCGAGCAGCAAGAAUAAGGAAGAAGGCAUUGAUGAUAAACUUCGUUCGCUUAUUGAUGAGGCCAUCACUCAGAGAUACAAUACUCGAAAAUUGAAAACAUAUUUGCUCAAUAGAAAUCGAGGAGAUAAAUAUUAUGUGAAAAAUAUGGUUGAUUACAAAGAUGCUAAGAGUUUGGAUGCCGGAAAAAUGAUGAAAAUCACGGUAUUUGUUGAAACUCAAAGUUCCAUGUUUGGCAAUGAACAAGUGUCGAAAGUAAUCAAGAGAGUCGUGAACGAUGUUUCUUCUUUGAAACCAAUGUCCUUGGAUUAUGAAAAGGCAACGACGAAAGUGUUACAAUUAAAAUGUUUGAACGUUUAA
This is a messenger RNA of Naegleria lovaniensis, 1521 nucleotides long. RefSeq lists its product as uncharacterized. The record is from RefSeq and is a predicted model, not a curated record. Gene Ontology annotation, cellular component: kinesin complex; microtubule. Gene Ontology annotation, molecular function: microtubule motor activity; ATP binding; microtubule binding. Gene Ontology annotation, biological process: microtubule-based movement. Lineage: Eukaryota; Heterolobosea; Eutetramitea; Acrasida; Naegleriidae. The coding region runs from base 1 to 1521 and encodes 506 amino acids. The transcript has 5 exons.